AUGGCGUCCUCCAGCGGGAGCGGGAGCACGGGCUCGCUGUCGACGGCGGCGGCCAUGGCGAUGGCGGCCGCGUCGGGCACGGAGGAGGAGAUGCAGGCGCUCAUGGAGCAGCGCCGGGCCAAGCGGAUGCUCUCCAACCGGGAGUCGGCGCGCCGCUCGCGGAUGCGCAAGCAGCGCCACCUCGACGACCUCGCCGCGCAGGCGGCGCACCUGCGCCGCGAGAACGCGCACGUCGCCGCCGCGCUCGGCCUCACCGCGCGGGGCCUCCAGGCCGUCGACGCCGAGAACGCCGUCCUCCGCACCCAGGCCGCCGAGCUCGCCGCGCGCCUCCACUCGCUCAACGACAUCAUCGCCUGCAUGAGCGCCAGCAACAACACCGCCGCCGCCGUCGCGCUCACCGUCGCCGCAGCAGCCACCGCCACCACCACCGACCCGUUCCUCGGCGGCUUCGACGGCGCGUCGCUCGACGACUACCUCUUCAGAUCCUCCCCCGAGAUGUUCAUGUUCCCAGCCCUGCAAAGCUAG
Molecule: messenger RNA, 525 nt
Organism: Triticum turgidum subsp. durum (durum wheat)
Lineage: Eukaryota; Viridiplantae; Streptophyta; Magnoliopsida; Poales; Poaceae
Source: the annotation of a GenBank genome assembly